Messenger RNA from Mauremys reevesii (Reeves's turtle), 3149 nucleotides. RefSeq names its product zinc finger protein 271-like. Gene Ontology annotation, biological process: regulation of DNA-templated transcription. NCBI's taxonomy places the organism in Eukaryota, Metazoa, Chordata, Testudines, Geoemydidae. The transcript has 4 exons. Bases 58 to 2877 code for a protein of 939 amino acids. Gene Ontology annotation, molecular function: RNA polymerase II cis-regulatory region sequence-specific DNA binding; DNA-binding transcription factor activity, RNA polymerase II-specific. The record is from RefSeq and is a predicted model, not a curated record.
GACCUCCAGGUCUCUGAGAAAGAAGUGCUCUGGAGAGCUGCCUGCACAGGUGAUGGGAUGGUGAGUCAGAAUGAGGAGGAGAAACCCCAUCAGGAAGAAGCUGAGCAAGUAGGAACACAUGGAACGUUAUCAGGAAGAUUGAAAGGGAACGUUUCCGGGAGUUGUGCACUCCAAGAAAAAGCAAAAGUCUGUGAGUCUGAGGAGAGGCCAGAGGAAAACUUUAGUAGCCACUCAGACCUUAUAACACACGACAGAAUCAACUUGGAAGAGACACACUACAUAUGCCAUGAGUGCGAGAAAAGCUUUAGUCGGCACUCACAGCUUAUCACACAUCAGAGAAUCCACACCGGGGAGAAGCCCUACACAUGCUCAGAGUGCUGGAAAAGCUUUAGUCGGAACUCACACCUUAUCAGACAUCAGAGAAUCCACACUGGGGAGAAGCCCUACAGAUGCACUGUGUGUGGGAAAAGCUUCAAUCAGAGCUCCAACCUUAUCACACAUCGUAGAAUCCACACAGGAGAGAGACCGUACACGUGCUCUGAGGGUGGGAAAAGCGUCAGUCACAUCUCUGCCCUGAUCACACAUCAGAGAAUCCACACCGGGGAGAAGCCUUAUACAUGCUCAGAGUGUGGGAAAAGCUUUAGUCGGAACUCACACCUUAUCAGACAUCAGAGAAUCCACACUGGGGAGAAGCCCUACAGAUGCACUGAGUGUGGGAAAAGCUUUAAUCGGCGCUCCAACCUUAUCACACAUCGUAGAAUCCACACAGGGCAGACACCAUACAUGUGCUCUGAGUGCGGGAAAAGCUUCAGUUGCAGCUCACACCUUUUCAGACAUGAGAGAAUCCACACAAGGGAGAUGCCCUACACGUGCUCUGAGUGUGGGAAAAGCUUCAAUCAGAGCUCUGCUCUGAUCUCACAUCGUAGAAUCCACACAGGAGAGAUGCCCUACACGUGUUCUGAGUGCGGGAAAAGCGUCAGUCACAUCUCUGCCCUGAUCACACAUCAGAGAAUCCACACCGGGGAGAAGCCUUAUACAUGCACUGCGUGUGGGAAAAGCUUUAGUCGGAACUCACACCUUAUCAGACAUCAGAGAAUCCACACUGGGGAGAAGCCCUACAGAUGCAAUGAGUGUGGAAAAAGCUUCAAUCGGAGCUCCAACCUUAUCACACAUCGUAGAAUCCACACCAGGCAGACACCGUACACGUGCUCUGAGUGCGGGAAAAGCUUCAGUUGCAGCUCACACCUUUUCAGACAUGAGAGAAUCCACACAGGGGAGAUGCCCUACACGUGCUCUGAGUGUGGGAAAAGCUUCAAUCAGAGCUCUGCUCUGAUCUCACAUCGUAGAAUCCACACAGGAGAGAUACCCUACACAUGUUCUGAGUGCGGGAAAAGCGUCAGUCACAUCUCUGCCCUGAUCACACAUCAGAGAAUCCACACCGGGGAGAAGCCUUAUACAUGCUCAGAGUGUGGGAAAAGCUUUAGUCGGAACUCACACCUUAUCAGACAUCAGAGAAUCCACACUGGGGAGAAGCCCUACAGAUGCACUGAGUGUGGGAAAAGCUUUAAUCGGCGCUCCAACCUUAUCACACAUCGUAGAAUCCACACAGGGGAGAUGCCCUACACGUGCUCUGAGUGUGGGAAAAGCUUCAAUCAGAGCUCUGCUCUGAUCUCACAUCAUAGACUCCACACAGGAGAGAAGCCCUACACAUGUUCUGAGUGCGGGAAAAGCGUCAGUCACAUCUCUGCCCUGAUCACACAUCAGAGAAUCCACACCGGGGAGAAGCCUUAUACAUGCUCAGAGUGUGGGAAAAGCUUUAGUCGGAACUCACACCUUAUCAGACAUCAGAGAAUCCACACUGGGGAGAAGCCCUACAGAUGCACUGAGUGUGGGAAAAGCUUCAAUCAGAGCUCCAACCUUAUCACACAUCGUAGAAUCCACACAGGGGAGAGACCGUACACAUGCUCUGAGGGUGGGGAAAACGUCAGUCACAUCUCUGCCCUGAUCACACAUCAGAGAAUCCACACAGGGAAGAAGCCCUGCACAUGCUCUGAGUGUGGGAAAAGCUUCAAUCGGAGCUCCAACCUUAUCACACAUCGUAGAAUCCACACAGGGCAGACACCGUACAUGUGCUCUGAGUGCGGAAAAAGCUUCAGUUGCAGCUCACACCUUUUCAGACAUGAGAGAAUCCACACAGGAGAGAUGCCCUACACAUGUUCUGAGUGCGGGGAAAGCGUCAGUCACAUCUCUGCCCUGAUCACACAUCAGAGAAUCCACACCGGGGAGAAGCCUUAUACAUGCUCAGAGUGUGGGAAAAGCUUUAGUCGGAACUCACACCUUAUCAGACAUCAGAGAAUCCACACUGGGGAGAAGCCCUACAGAUGCACUGAGUGUGGGAAAAGCUUCAAUCAGAGCUCCAACCUUAUCACACAUCGUAGAAUCCACACAGGGGAGAGACCGUACACAUGUUCUGAGUGUGGGGAAAGCGUCAGUCACAUCUCUGCCCUGAUCACACAUCAGAGAAUCCACACCGGGGAGAAGCCUUAUACAUGCUCAGAGUGUGGGAAAAGCUUUAGUCGGAACUCACACCUUAUCAGACAUCAGAGAAUCCACACUGGGGAGAAGCCCUACACAUGCACUGAGUGUGGGAAAAGCUUCAAUCAAACCUCCAACCUUAUCACACAUCAGCGAAUCCACACAGGGGAGACACCCGUACACCAUACACGUGCGCUGAGUGUGGGAAGAGCUUCAAUCACAGUUCAAACGUUGUCUCACAUAGGAGAAUCCACAUGGGAGAGAAACCCUUCACAUGCUCUGAGUGUGGGUAAAGCUUCAGUCAGUGCUCAAGCCUUAUUAGACAUCAGAAAAUCCACAUGAUAGAGAAUUGUAAUAAAUCCCUUGACUAGGGCUGGCCAAAAAAUGAAAAAAAAAAUCACAUUUGCUAAUUUCCACAUAAUGAUUUUUGCACCGUCUUCACCGUGGUCUCUCAGCUCCGCCCGAUAAGUUGCCUGCUUCUGCCUUUUGCAGCUCACCUUCUUUGGGGUCAGUCCUGUGGUCUUUUCUAUCAAGUCCUUUCGAGUCGUAGGAGUGUGUGUCCCUCCAGCCAGGAAUGUUCAUCACCUCCAGGUGGGGGCAGAGAGAGAUUUGAU